AUGGAUAGAAUAGAAGAGUUUCCAGAAGUCGGGAUAGACUUAGACUGGGGGUGUGGUGGGUGGGCGGAGGAAGAGAGAAGUGGUGGUACAUGGUUACUAGUUGAGGCUCUGACUACCGCCAACCCGCUAAACCAGACCGAGCAGCUGUUCGUUAGUUCAAUAUGGACGAGGAAAGCAAAGUUCCUACACAUCCAGUACUACGAACUUUACAUACCCGAACCUUCCAAACUUUUGAUCGUUGUUGGUUACUUUGACAACUCGACCAGUCCUCAACCGACGUCGCUAGAAAAGGGGAGUGGUUUCCGGGGAUUGCAUGGUCCGUGGGCGAGUCUGUGCUUUUCUGACGGAAAUCCUACCUCAGAUGCCGGUUAUCUGCACCUUGACCAUGCACAGUGCAUGCUCAAUUCUGUACUCCGUUCUACAGGCAUGGACAUGUCACUGGUACCUAUGCUCAUGGUUAUUGCCUCGCUCGCAUCAGUAAUGACCAAGAACGAUAGACUAGCCUAGGAGCCAGGUGUUUCAUGUUUGGACGAUAUUUGACGAGUGUUUGACCUUCAAAGUG
Messenger RNA from Aspergillus brunneoviolaceus CBS 621.78, 562 nucleotides. RefSeq lists its product as uncharacterized. The record is from RefSeq and is a predicted model, not a curated record. The coding region runs from base 1 to 507 and encodes 168 amino acids. The transcript is spliced from 4 exons. NCBI's taxonomy places the organism in Eukaryota, Fungi, Ascomycota, Eurotiomycetes, Eurotiales, Aspergillaceae.